Messenger RNA from Drosophila obscura, 2134 nucleotides. It is a transcript of the gene BHD, whose product is annotated as folliculin. Gene Ontology annotation, cellular component: cytosol. NCBI's taxonomy places the organism in Eukaryota, Metazoa, Arthropoda, Insecta, Diptera, Drosophilidae. The coding region runs from base 95 to 1501 and encodes 468 amino acids. Gene Ontology annotation, biological process: positive regulation of GTPase activity; positive regulation of transforming growth factor beta receptor signaling pathway; negative regulation of transcription by RNA polymerase II. Gene Ontology annotation, molecular function: GTPase activator activity. The record is from RefSeq and is a predicted model, not a curated record. The transcript has 3 exons.
UUUCCGAGGCUCAAUCGAUAACAUUGCGUGUAAACAAUAAUAGCAGAAUAAUAUUAUCUAUUACGAAAAAAAAAGAUAAUUUUUACGGACUUCGAUGAACGCCGUGAUUGCGCUAUGCCACUUCUGCGAGGCACACGGCCCCUGCGCCAUUUUCUGCACCCAGACGCUGCGGGACACCAAGAUCGAGGACCUGCCGCUCGAGCAGCAGCAGCAGCAGCAAUCGCAGAAGACAUGCUCGGCCUGCAACUAUUCGAUGGGACGUAACAACAGUGGGAUAUACAGCAAAGACACGGAGAGCGGGGCCACGUUUGUGAGCACGCGGGUGGCCGUGCUGACGGAGGUGGCCACCUUGGUGAAGCAGGCGGCGGUGCUGAGCCUCAGCAAUGGCAUAGACUCCAACAAGGAUGGAGAGUUUGUGUUCUUUGGUGACUCGACGCGAGGCCACAUCCUCAGCCACAAGUUCCGUGUGAGCGAUCUGCAGGCGCGGGGCUACUUCCAGCUCUACUCGAUCAUAGUCCUGAUGAAGGACAAGUACUUCCUGCUGAACACGAAGCCGUUUCUGGCCGAGCACCUGAAAAAGAUCUCGUCCGAACUGCAGGCGGGUGCAAACAAAACCAAGGAGGCCGAGGAACGGCGUCAGAGCGAACGGCAGAGGCGUCUUUCCGGAGUACCGUUUCUGAUGCAUUCGUCGCGCUCCCUGCUGGAGCUCACGGGCGAGGAGAACAUAUUUGCCCAGCUGCACUCGCACUUUUCGUGGCUCCUGCUUGCCGGCUCCCGUUUCCUCACCGAGCACGUCACCUUCGGAAAUCUGCCUUGGCUGCCGCAUCAAAGCAGCGGCCGGCCGCCCGCCCAGCGGCUCACCUACAACAGCUCCACCCUGCCCAUGAUACAGAAAUACGAGGAAAGCAUUGACGAUCCCGACCAGGAGGAGUUUUUCUCUCUGCGCCACAUCAAGAAGGUGGUCCGCAAGGAGGAAUUCGCAACAGUUUGCUACUGCGCUCUGACGGGCGUGAAAAUCAUUGUCCGCGGCGCACCCGAGCGCACCUUUCGCUUCAUGGUGUGUUUGAAGAAGCUUCUGCCCGAGCCCAUGCACAAUCUCAUGCGCAUCGAUGCCCAGCACCAGCACUCCAUCAGCUCCGAGUACAAGAUUAUAUCGGUGUCCAAUGACAUUGCCGUGCCCAUAGCCAGCGCCUCCGUGUUUCGCAUUGAUUUUCUGGACAAACAUGUCAACGGACACGAAGUGUCCGUCAAGUGGCCGGGAGAGUUGCCCCGAAAACUGCCAGAUCUCAUGGUAAAGCUGCUGAAGGCGGUGGAGGAGAAGAACUUCACAGAGCUGGUGCUCAACAAACAGACAAAGGUGCUCAUCGAAGAGUGGAAAAACAAAGUCACAUGCCUGAAUCACGCCAAGUCCACCAGUGUGCAGGCCAAACUGAAGAAGGUGUUGGGAGUCCAGCCGCAGGACCAGCCGCUGAUCAACUAUUGGAGCACUCACUUGCACUAGCAGCAGGACUAUUACUUGUACAUAGCUUGAUAUUCGUUUCACUUUUUGGAAUAAAAAUUCUUUAUUGCCGCAACGAGUGCGACGGCUAGUUUCCUCCAAACUGACAAAUCAAUAUCUUAACCAAAAAGUGACGACGGCCGUCGACGGUCCAAGUCCAGGAUGUAAGCUGCUUACUUCUUGUAACCGCAGCUGGAACGACGACCACGAGCACGCUCGAACUUGCGUCCCUUGGAGCGGACAUAGGGCCUCGUGUGCGAGUGGGGCACACCGGGAGCCUUGCCGAAGUGCUUGCAGGCGGUGCGAGCAGUGCGCUUGCCCUGCAGCAGCAAGGUGUUCUUGCCGGUGGGCGACUUCAACGCCAACUGGUCGAAGGUCAGCACCUCGCCGCCAGCCUUCAGGAUGCGCUCCCUAGCCGUCUGGGUAACGUGCAGGGCGCACACGGUCACCUUGGGCACCACCAACAGACGGGCAUCGUCGGUAACUGUGCCCACCACAACGAUAGUGGACUCGGGCUGGUUGGCAGCCUUGAAGAAGCGAGCGACGCGCUGCAGAGAUAGUGGUGGCCUAUUGAUCUUGCUCAUAAACAAACGCUUCAGGAUGAUGCGGUUGAACUUCUUGUUCGUACGACGCUGG